Terrapene triunguis (Three-toed box turtle) is the source of this 5995-nucleotide messenger RNA. RefSeq names its product isoprenylcysteine carboxyl methyltransferase (gene ICMT). Gene Ontology annotation, cellular component: endoplasmic reticulum; membrane. Bases 29 to 901 code for a protein of 290 amino acids. Gene Ontology annotation, molecular function: protein C-terminal S-isoprenylcysteine carboxyl O-methyltransferase activity. The transcript has 5 exons. The record is from RefSeq and is a predicted model, not a curated record. NCBI's taxonomy places the organism in Eukaryota, Metazoa, Chordata, Testudines, Emydidae. Gene Ontology annotation, biological process: C-terminal protein methylation.
CGGGGUUGCGGCCGGGCCGGCCGCCGUCAUGGCCGCCGCGGAGGGGAGCUUGGUCCCGGAGGGCCGGGCCAGCCUGGCCGCCUUCCUGCUCGGGGCGUCGGUGGCGGCGCUGCCGCUGCUGCUCUCGGCGCCCCCCGCGCUGCUGGCCGGGCCCGGGCUCCAGGGCCGCGCGGCGCUGGCUCUGCACGUGGCGGGGAUCAACGCGCUGCUGCUGCUGCUCUACCGGCCGCCGCUCUACCGGAUCGCGAUCCGUGCCUGCUUCCUGGGCUUUGCCUUCGGGUGUGGUUUGCUGCUGAGUGUUGGACAAUCCUCAUGGAAGCACUUUGGCUGGUAUAUGUGUUCCUUGUCACUGUUCCAUUAUUCUGAGUAUUUGGUGACAGCGAUCAAUAAUCCCAGAAGUUUGUCCUUGGACUCUUUCCUCCUAAACCACAGUUUUGAGUAUACUCUAGCUGCUCUCUCUUCUUGGAUAGAGUUCACAGUUGAAAAAAUCAUUUAUCCAGAAAUGAAGCACAUCACCUGGCUCAGUACAGUCGGGUUAUUGAUGGUGAUCUUUGGGGAUUGUCUGAGGAAAGCUGCCAUGCUCACAGCUGGCUCCAACUUCAACCAUAUUGUUCAGAAUGAGAAAUCGGAUACUCAUACUUUGGUGACAAGUGGGGUGUAUGGGUGGUUCCGGCACCCGUCUUACGUGGGAUGGUUUUACUGGAGUAUUGGAACACAGGUUUUACUCUGUAAUCCCGUCUGUGUUGUUGGCUACACUUUAGCAUCCUGGAGAUUCUUCAGAGAGCGAAUAGAAGAGGAGGAGUUUACGUUAAUUCACUUCUUUGGAGCGGAGUACCUGGAGUAUAAAAAGAGAGUGCCAUCAGGUCUGCCUUUUAUCAAGGGAGUUAAAGUGGAACUGUAACACGUGAAAAAUCAGACUGACUGAGCGAACACCCAGCUCCAGGCUCAUAUGGAAAGGAACUAUGCAUAGCACUAUAUCGUGACACGCUCUAGGAGUAGCCAGUCUCUGUUUACUGGUCAUCCACUGGAAACUCAUUAAAGGCGAGGCAGCUGGAACACCUUGCAAAUAAACUAGAAGCUCAGUCAAGAUAGGAGUCCUUCCUAGAUGCAUAGAGGGAUCUUCUGGAUUAUUUAAUCUAUGGUGAUCCUAAAAUGAAGCAUAAUGCUGGUGAAAAGAUGGCACACUCUACCUACAACAGCUGAGUUGUACUGAAAUGUGUUAACAGAUUCUGUUGAACGAGCUAUGCACUUCCUAGUAACUACCAUUGCACUAGAAGGGUGCUUGUUGGAAGCUCAUAUUUCUAUGGUGAAACUUUAAAAUUAAAGCUUUUUGCCCGUAAAAAAGCUUAACAGCACAGCUUUAACCUCUCUGGACCUGACUCCACAAGCCUGCAGUGUGUGGAACUCCCACUGAAGUCAGUGUGGUAAUACCCUGCUUGGAGGGCUUUCAGAACCCAGCCCUUUAUUUCUGUCUUUUAAAUGCAUGAAUUUACAUACCGUUUUGGGGAUAUGCUUACCUGAAAGACUGGCAGUGCGGCACAAAGCACUGUCUCCUAAUAUAAUGUUAAUAGGGGGCUCUUUCAAUAUUCAAACUUUCUUAAAUCACAAAUAAUCUUUCAUUAAACAUCAUGAAAGCUCAGAUUGAAAACUUAACUCAAUUGUUGUGUCCAUCAGUUACCUAGUGCCAUGAAUUUAAGUUUCAUUAUCAUGUUGUCAUUUUCCCAUAGCCCUCUUGGCAAGAGUCUGUCCUGUCAAAUUGUAAACUUGCUUCUGUAAAACAGUCUUCAAAAUCGUGCUGCAUUGUGUCCUAUUUAAAUAACUUUAGUUGUUAGUUCUUUCUCUAUUCCUAGUUCACUCAGAGAAAUUACAAGUUUGUUCCUGUUUUUGUGAAAUGCAGAGAAAGAACAAUAGCAGGCAGACUUGCAAUAGGCCUUAGGUAGUAAGAUUCUUGCCUGGUUCUAGAAUAUGUCUUGGAUGUUUUAUCUGUACGGGAAACACUUCCAGAAAAUAUGCUAAUGUAGGAAAAUAUUUUUCUGAUUAACUGGUGAUAUUCUAAAUAUUCACCAUUCUGGAAAUGAUUUGUAUUCAGAUUUUGUGGUAUAAUUUAUUUUCUGUUACUAUAUACCAAAGAAGUUCACUGUUUCCUUGAUUCUAGAUAGACUUUCUUGUUGGAAUGAGAAUUGUAUGCUGGCAAGUAAUGGCUUGACUUGAAGUAUUCCCUUAAUUAAGGUACUGUAACAUAGUUCAGGAAAUAGAGCACUGGCAGAAGCUGCUUUUGUAAAGAUGUUGCCAGCUUCUGUUGGGUUGUAAUUCAGUAGAGUUCUUUUCUUUUCUGGUGCUGACGACUAUAUCGGUAGUUUGGAAUGCUUAAGUUUACAAUUGAAAUACCACUGGGAACACACUUUGAUAUUAAAAUGAGGCAUGUACCAAACAAGUUGGAAGUCAAAUUCCUGUAGCCCUGCAUAGGAAGGGAUGUAGGGACAAAUUGUUAAUCUCUUCUCUCUUCCAUCAUGUAAAAGCCUUUUCCUACCCAAGUUAUGCCUUCAAAUUUCAGGGCACCUGAUGCAUUGAAUUCCAGUUUAAAUACCCACUGUUACAUUAAAUCUCCUACUGAAUAUAUUUGUUGCUUGAAGAAAAGGAUAUGAAACUUCAGCAGGGCUGUAUUUGGUUAAUGUUGUCUUUCCUCUGCAUAAUUAUUUGUAAGGACUUGAUUCCUUUUCAGAUGGCUUUUCCUUUGCAAUAGAAGUGCCUCCAAUGUACUUCUGAAAGAGAGUUAUAAAUGUUGCUAUCUGUCUGUAGCCAACAUACCUCAGAAGAAAUCUCAAACCAGUUAAAAUCUUAAUACAAACAAGGAUUUUUAACUGCGCUUAUUUUUAUUAAGAUGUUUCUCGUAUGAAUUUUUCCCUUGUAUAAAUGUUUCAUAACUAAACCUACUAUUGAUAAUGAUACUGACCUUCUUUGUAAAGCACUUUGACACUGAAAGUUGAAACGCAUCGCACUAUAGCUGGCAGUGUAAUUUCCCCUGUUCGUGUACACAUACUAGCGAUUGCUCUACGAGAGCUAGUGCAAGUAUAAAUAGCUGUGUAGCCGCGGUUGUAUGAGUAGCGGCAAUGGAGGCAUGGCUGAGCCGUGCCGAGUACAAACCUGCCUGGAACUGGUCAGCAUGUACUCUGCAUUGCUCGUGGCUACACGGCUAUUUGUCCUCGCAGUAGCAUUCAUCAAGCCACCAUUAAUAUGUGUAUGUGAGCAGGGGAAUCACACCCCUAGCUUGUAGUAUAGACAUGGCAAUAGUACCUAGCAUGUAUGGGCUAAUUAGAAUUCACCUGAAUCAAGAACAGAGAAAUUGCACGCUGAUCACAAAAUGACCCAGCAGAGUAAACUUAAAAAGUGCUCUGGAGUAUGGGGUUUGUUUUGCCAGGUAGUGAAAAAAAUAUACUAGGGACUUGGUUUAUUACAUGAAUAAAUCUUUUAUUAGGUCAAACUGUUAGAGCAAUACAGUGAGAAACUACUUGCUUAAUUGUGUGCUAUGUGAGAGAUAUUUGACCCACAUAGUGUCUAACCCUAAACAUUUUAUGCUGCGUUACUACUCUAGUCUUAUUGUCAGAGGCUUGAGCUCACAUUAUCUUUCUCACACUGCUGUUUGAGGUCCCUAGUUAGGAAAAAAAUCCUGUUCACCACAGAAGUCUAUAUGUCUACAACUGCUGGACAACUUUAUCAGCAGGAGAGUUGGCUAGAUUUCAUGGGUCUUUCCUCUUGUGUGAACAGUCAUUGUUCACAGUGAGACUUUCAUUCUCUUGUCAGUUUUUGUGCUUCAUUUCGUUGUGGCCAGAAAGCAAACAAUCCAGUUAUUGCUUCAGUGUAAAACUGAGACUUGUGGAUUGCAUAUUGGCUCCUAGCUGCUAAAAUUUACCACUUGAAACUAUUUAGAUAACUUAGUGUGAUGGAGGGGUAUUAAUUAAAUAAAUGUCUUAUUCUUUUAUUGGCACUUGUUUGGAAGGGUUAUUGUCUUUUUUUGACUCUCCAUAAAUGGUAUGCUUUACAUCAUUUCACUUGCCUGGGAUAACAGUUUGCUCAUGUGAAUAUGCAAAGUAUCAUGCGUAUUUCUAAUGCCCCUGUCACUGAUGACAUCAAUUCUGGUGCCUAGAUACUACAGUUACCCUUUGGGUUUGGGAUAUAGCUACAUGUUCUGAGUCAACACCCAAAUGUAACAUUUGUAGCUAUGUUGGAAAAAGACCUUUUUCAUCUGUGUAGCUGGAAGUUCUGACUAGCACCCACAAAGCCUCAGGUUCUGUUGAAUAAGCCCUUUGUAGGAUGCAUGUUGUCACAGUGAGAAUGCAUUUUCUUUAGAUUGUGUCUAUCAGCAAGAAUAUGAAUGGGCACAGCAAAUGAUUUACUUGGUUGAUGCAGUGGUCAGUGAAAGCACUUUCUUCUCCAAUGACCCGGACAAGAACUUUCACAAAAAUCAGAUUUGUGCAGGGCAUGUAGGUUCAUCCCAAGGUGUGCUGAGUCCGAAGAAUAAUCUUUACUCUUCUUGACCUAUGGCAAAACUUUCAAACACCUAACUAGCUUUUGAAAAGGAGGUGUGGGUGUUUUUGAAAAGUUUGCCCCAAGUCAAUUUAUAUAGCGCUAAUGUUCCACUUCUGGAGAUGUGGGAUCUUAGUACUUUAUCCUGUGGUGUAAAUAUCUGGAAUGAUUGCUGCAGCCCUCAUUCCCAAAGGAAAGGUGAGUCGUAAUUCACAAAGAAAUGAAGAUCACCCUUUAGUUCAAAUUGGGUUUUCAAUUUAUUUAUUAAUCAAAAUGGACCCUUUGACACAUGCUGCAGCACAGAGUCUUUAAAAAAUCAAAGACGUUGUCAAUGAACAACUUCUAGUUCUGUACCCAGUGAAUAAGAAUGUCAUUCUGGCCCUGGGUAGGUUCGCACAAUCUCAUGUUAGCAAUUAACUUAUGAAGCCCUGUGGGAAAGGACUUAAACUCACUACUGCAAACAGUAUUUAUGCAGCCUGGGAAAACAUCUUAAUCACCAACAAGGUAAGGUACAGGCUACAUAAAAUUCUAUGUAUUUUAAAGCAGUCUACCAAAUUAAACUUGUCAACCAAUCUGAUUGCUGGCUCACUGACCCUUAUUUACUAACAAGGGUAACAGGCACUAUCCUGUUGUUCAGGCCAAAAAUUUAGGACUUGUAUAUCCUCAAUAGGUCGCAGAAGUGUUCCAUAGGUUUUUUCAAGUCACCUGCUUAGCUUGUAUUUAAACUAUCCCCUGCAGUGUUUGCAGUUUAAAAUUUGCAAUUUUAAGCUAGUGCAGGAGAACCAGAAAGUGAAACUGACCUCUCCAUUUUUAUUGUCCAAAGGUUUGUGAAGGACAGUGAUUUAGCAUAAACUGUCAAAAGGAAACUAGAUUAAUAAUGUCAGUUGGGGUGAGGGGUUAGUACGAACACUUUGAGUAUUUAUUCUAAUGUCCGACAAAAAGUAACGUAGUCACUCGGUAAACAACUAAUUCCUAAAACUGUUGCUUUUUGUAAACAUGUUAUGACUUAGGAAUUUACUUUGCGCUGGUUCCUUGACUUUCAUAUUCUGCUUGUACCACAGAGUGAGUGUUCUUUGACGGUCAGGAUACAACUUCCAAAUAAUGGCACAGAGUAACUGUCCAUCUAUUGCACUUUCUUACUGCCUGGAGUAGCUUCUGAUCUCACUGUCUUUAUUUUAUUUGGUAAUUUGUCAUUGGAUUGGAAUAUGAGGAGGAAGUCAUCUCCUGCCUUGAAAACACCUCAACAUUCCUGUUGCAAUAGGAGAUUGUUACCUUGUUAUAUCACAAGAUGUUUGAAGUCUGUUUGUUUGUGCUGAAAAAAACUGUUUACUAGAAUCACUCCACAAUCUAUUUGGGCCUGCUGAGACCAACUGUGUAUUAAAUGAAUGGAGUAGCUCUACCCUUUUUCUUACAUGAAGAAAUGUUCAUUACAGAUAUUUAAAGGUUCUUUUCUUUUGCGGAUGUUGAGAAU